AUGCCUCCUCUUCGUCGAAAACGCGGGCAUCUGGUCGUCGCGGUGGAUUUUGGCACUACCAGCACCGCUGUUUCCUACGUCCUAGUUCCAGAAGGGACCAAUCCUCAGGAUGUCAGUCCUGAUGCGAUCGAGACGAUCGAGAAUUGGCCCACUUGUAUUCAGUUGCGCUCCUCGGAACCCAUGCGGAUGGAGGUGCCAACAGUCAUCACAUAUCCCACCGGUUGGGACUUUCAAUCCCGAACUAACCCUUCUUCUGAUGAUCCACCACCUAUUUCUUCUUUCGAUGACAUGAUCAGAGAAAUGCGCAAAUUCCGUCGCGAGUCUUUCGGGGGAGUGGCCAACGAUGCAGUCGUCCAACCACGAUGGGGGUAUCAGGUACACAGAGACUUGGGUCUUGUUUCAAUACAUGAUGACCCCUCCAAGCGUCCCGCAGUGAACUUCAAACCUCUUUUCGGUCUCGUCGAGAGUGAAAAGGAACUUCGAAGAGACGGCACCAACUCCCUCAGAGACCUCCAUUCACGAACCCCCAAUCGGCAUAAGAUUACCCUGAACGACUUGCACCUCCACGUCACCGUCGACUUCUUCGUUUUUGUAUUGCAGCAUACGAAGAAUGAGUUGGAAGCAAAGGAUUUUGACAUUACUGCGACAGAGGUGGUUGUUUGCGUCCUCGAAUCAUGGAGUUCCAAGGUCCUGCGCAAGAUGCAAAGCUGUGUAACUGCAGCGAUGAAGCAUGUUCGUUUCCCGGGCAUAGACCCCAACGACAACUCUAUUGAUAGAGUCUUCCUGGUUACUGAACCAGAGGCUGCGGCGACAUACAUGCUCACAGGUAGAGGUGGGGGUACUGUUAAUGGAAGUACUCACAAGGUUACCGCACAAGCACCAUUACGACUCGAGAAACUAGUCGUUAAUCCUGACAGUGAUACAUGUGGUUCGACUCAACUGAACGCAGGCUUUCGAAGGCUUUUGCACCAGCUUCUUGACGAUGAAACGUACUUGGAAGAUGGCCAGACUACCAUUCAAGGUAUCGUUGAAGGCUUUGUGUUCAAGGACUUCGAGUACGAUAUAAAAAGGUCCUUCAAUCUCAGUGAAAGGCCGAUUGGCUAUCAUCGAGUCCACCUCAAGGGGCUGCGAAAAGGUGGGAGGCCAGAGCUCAACGAUAACGAGCUCGCAAUCAGCCGGGAGAGCAUAUAUCACAUUUUCAUGGACGUGUUCAAACGAGCUGCGAAAGUGAUGACAGAUCAAUUGGACAAAGCCCGCAGGAAGCGUAUCUCAGUUGACAAGGUGGUUGUCAUCGGUGGUCUAGCAUCAAACCCGUCAUUUCUGGCAUACAUGCAGCAAAAGCUCGCUAUGUGGAACCACAAGAACCGAUCCCAAUGCAAAAUACAGGUGCCAGACGAGAUCAAAAGAGGGAUGGUGAUUAAUGCUGUCGCUUCGGGUGCUGUCCUUCGUGCGUUGGACAAACGCAAUGGUCCCAGUCGCCAAGCAAGGUGCAGCUAUGGUCUUCUGCGUCUGGAGCCUCAAGACCCGGAAGGACGCAAGGGCUUAAGGAAUUCAUUCACGAAGGACAAGUGGCUACGUACUAUUUACUGGGUCAUUCAGAAGGGCUCCGAGAUUGUACCAUCUGAUACCAAGAUCUACGAAGCCAUGACGCCCUUCCCACUCUUUGACGGAAACUCUCGUAACAAGUUCCGAGGCCCCUAUAUCUGUCGGCAAGAUAUCUAUCUCUCAGAUACGGCCUACAAAUGCCACCGGCAUGAAGAACAUGAACACAACCUGGAUGCCGAAAACCUCGGCUAUCUCGAGUUUGAUGUGUCGCGAUACUAUGAGCGAGGUCGUUUCUUGACUAGGCAUGCGGGACAGAAUCACGAUGGCGUAGUGGUGACAGAGCCCCAUACCGAAUUCCAUUGGCAGAUUCACUUCGUCGUCGAUGGUCUCAAUCUUGCUUGUUGCGCUGUCGUUGACGGCAACGUUGAAGCUGUUUUGAAGGUCAGUAUGGCAUCUGGAUUCGAUCCAUCUACAGAAUAG
Molecule: messenger RNA, 2025 nt
Organism: Fusarium coffeatum
Lineage: Eukaryota; Fungi; Ascomycota; Sordariomycetes; Hypocreales; Nectriaceae
Exons: 9
Coding region: 1-2025 (674 amino acids)
Source: RefSeq, a predicted model, not a curated record